Messenger RNA from Neospora caninum, 2838 nucleotides. Its product is annotated as high mobility group (HMG) box domain-containing protein. The coding region runs from base 1 to 2838 and encodes 945 amino acids. The record is from RefSeq and is a predicted model, not a curated record. Lineage: Eukaryota; Apicomplexa; Conoidasida; Eucoccidiorida; Sarcocystidae. The transcript is spliced from 6 exons. Gene Ontology annotation, molecular function: protein binding.
AUGCAUGCUCGAAACUGCAUAGCUGAGCAACCGUUGUGCAAGUCUUUGGCCGAGUCCAACUUGAUUGCAGACAUGGCUACCAACUGUGUGGACGAGAACUCCAAACCGUGGAUGCAUGCCCCGGUGAGCGGCGCCCUCUGUCCUCAGGAGGUUGUGCUCAAAGGCGCGGCGAAGGAAGGCGCGGCGAAGGAAGGCGCAGAGAAACGUGACAGCAACAAGCCUAGAGAGCAAAUCCCCGAAAACGUGGGGUGCUUGUGCCCGUCAGAUUCGCAAAACACUCGUGUGGUUUCUGAGUUCUCCUCUUCCGUCUCCGCUGAGGCAUCGGUGGAAUGCCCACCGUCGGGCGAGGGCAAGCGCAAGUCUCCACACAGAGGGUCUUUUUCUAUCUCUUCUUGCUCGGAAGGAGAAACUGCAUCCACGGCAACAGGCCAGCUUUCCCCGGAACCGAAGGCUUCGCCCCAGUCCCCGCCCUCAUCCUCGAGAGCAGCCCUUCCGGCCAACCCGAGCCUCACAGCUACAGAGCCUGCCUGCCACUCACUUGCAACGACGCACAGCGGCGAGAAAACAGACGGCUCUUCCGCUUCUGCGUGUCGUUCGUUUUCUCAAACAACCGCGUCCGAAGCUCCUUCUCGCCUUUCUUCAGGUGUAUCUACCCCCCCCGACCACCCCCCCUCUGAGCGCAGGGGGUCCGAGGAACACCCGGCGCCUCGCGACAAGGCCACGUCGUCCUCUGGGGCUGCCGUUCUCGUCUCUGGUUCUUCCGCCGACAACUCUUUCUCAGACAAGUUCGCUCCUCGCUCGUGUCUUUUAGAAUCCUCCGCAAACAGGGCGCCGGCAACCGGGGCCGCCUGUGCAUGUGCCGAAGCAGAGGAAACGCCGUCGCAGGACCGAGAAGCCAUGUGCGUGGACGCGGAGCAGCUGAGAGCGGACGAAGGCGAGACGGCGGCAACUACCACGUGCGGGGAGUCUCCAAAGGAUUCAGCAGAGAACAGAGCCUUGGGAUGCCCCCCGGCCCGCGACUCGGGACUUGCUCGGUCCGCCUCGACUGCUUCACUCAACGAAGGGGAACCUGCAGGGAAGAGGGGAAAAGGGGAAGAGGGCGAAGGCGAGAGCGAAAACGUGGUGACAAGCGCACAAGCUUCACAGCCGGGAACCACUGAACAGAGCCGUCGGGAUGAGGCGCCCAAAUCCGGAGGCAGAGUCGACGCGAAAAUGCGAGCGAAAUUCAAGAGAGAGUUCGUCCGCAGCUGGGUUGACAUCAACCGCGCGCCUUCCUGGCCUCCCAUCAAGAAAAACAAGUACCUGAGCAGCGACUGGAAACGCGUCGACCUCCGGACUGCGGCAGGCGAGAUCCGCGUGGAAACGAAGAAGCAUCGCCUCUUUCUAAACGAUUUGUGCUUCUUAUUCGAUGGCGUCUACACUCAAAAGAGCACCCUCGGCAGAAAGGCGGGACUCGGUCUCUUCUGCGAACGCCCUGAGGGCCUGCACAAGGGUCAAAUUAUCACAGAAUUCGUCGGCUGGCUGGUCGAUCGAGACUUGGCUGAAAGUUACAGGAAGCAGCGAACAGCCUCCCACAUCGUUGCCGUGCAGAAAGGCUUUUUGUACAUCGAUGGAGCCAAGGAGCCCGCGUACGGCAUGGGCGGCGGAAGCUUCGCGAAUGACGGCAGCGAGUUCCUUGGAGGGCCGGGAAACAAUGCGCAGUUCUACCACUGGUUCGACGACGAGUUGGGGAGAACGAGGGUUUUUCUGCGAGCGACUGCUGACAUCAAGAAUGGAGAAGAGAUUUUUGUCCCCUACCACAAAACCUACUGGGUUGACAACUUUGAAGAGCAGGCCGAGAAUUGCCCGGACGCCUUCAAGCAGCGGAAGCUGGAGCAGCUCCGGCGCCGCUACAAAAAUCCGGAAUUUGUGCACAUUCCUCAUCGAGAAGAGGUAGCGCUGCGCGAGAAGGAAGCGGCAGAGAGGAAGAAGCGAGAGAAGGAAGAAAGCGAGAAGAAGAAGAGAGAAGCCGCGAAGCAGCCGAGGUGUCCCGUCAAGCGACCGUGCUCCGCGUACCUCCUCUAUUCCGUCGCGCGGCGGAAGGAGCUCAUGAAGACGUGCGGCAUCUCUGCAAAAGGCGAAGAGCCGUCGGAAGAUGCAAAGCCGGCGGGCGAAAAUGGAGACUCUGGGCGAGGCGAGGAAGCGGGGGACUCUGGCGGAAGGAAACGGCGCGGCUCCACGCUCCCACGUCCGUCGACGUCGGGUGCGGCCCCGUCCGCCGAAGCGUCAGCCGCCAAUGGGUGCUCGGGAUCGGCUAAUAAACGGAGAAGAUCCGCGAAAGAGGAGGCGCGUUCCCAAGACGAAGGAGCAAAGGACGCGGGGUCGGCCCCGGGUUCCAGGCGUGCCGCUGCGCGCCCGUCCGCCAGUCCUGGCGACGAGACGGCUCGCAGGCUGGCCAGCUGGCUAGCCAAGGACUCGCCGAACUUGCGGGGCGUGUGUGCAGAGCUGACGCGGGAGAUUGCCCGAGAGUGGGGGGCCUUGAGUCCCGAGCAGAAGAAGCCCUGGGAACAGGUCGCGGAGAAGGAGAAGGCGCGCUACGUCAAGGCAGUCCAGGCGUGGAAGGAGAAGUUGAAGAAGGGCGGGAAGCUCGAGAAGAAGGGGCGAAAACGAAAGACAGCCUCCGCGGGCCCGAGAAAGGAGCGGAGCUCCGAAGAGGGAGCGAAAUCAGGCGACAAGACCAAGGCCGAACAAGAGACAACCCGCCCCGCCGAGGAGUCGCCGGAGAAAGGGAAGCGGGAUGACAACGGAUGGACACAGGGCGAGGAGACAGGCAGAUGCGAGACGGCAAAGGAGCGAUGA